CCGGAAUCGGCGCGGGACAGUGGCAAGUUGAGCUGGACACCCUUGUUCCGCUCAUUCGAACCGAGGCCACCAACUGCCUACCUACACGGGUACCUACCUACCUAUAUACAUGUCAUACUUCGUAGCAUCGGAGAGUGUGUUGUAGGAGACAACGGAUGCAACUUCAGGACGAUAUAGCCCAAUUCGAUUUCCGCCAUGCCAAGGAUUGUCGUGAUCGGAGCCGGGGUGUCGGGACUCACCUCAGCACUUCUACUGUCGGAAAAUAAAAACAAUGCCGUCACAGUGGUUGCCAAACAUAUGCCUGGCGACUACGACAUUGAGUAUACUUCGCCAUGGGCUGGAGCAAAUGUCUUGCCGAUGUCACAAAAAUCAGACAGUCAGUGGGAGAGACGCACCUGGCCCGUGUUAAGGCGGCUGGCAGCCGAGGUUCCUGAGGCUGGGAUACAUUUCCAGAAAACCCACAUCUUUCAGCGGCCCACGACGGCAGGGGCCGAUGACGAGGGCGGAGGGCUGGAUCCGCUGUUCGACAAGGACCCGUGGUACAAGGAGCUCAUGCCCGACUUCCGCCCGCUGGCGGCGUCCGAGCUGCGGCCGGGCAUGGCGUCGGGCAACGAGUUCACGUCGGUGUGCAUCAACACGGCGCUCUACCUGCCCUGGCUGGUGGGCCAGUGCCGCGCACGCGGCGUCGUCUUCCGCCGCGCCGUCCUCGCCCACGUGUCCGAGGCCGCGUCACUCGCCGGAGGCGGAGGCGGCUCCCCCGCGGACCUGGUGGUCAACGCGACGGGCGUGCUUGCCUGCCGGCUCGGCGGCGUCAUGGACGCCAAGGUGUGCCCAGCGCGGGGGCAGGUGGUCGUGGUGCGCAACAGUCUCCCCGUCAUGAUCGGAGUGCAGUGCGGCCGCGGCCCCGCAGAUAGGCCCGACGAGCUCAUCUACAGCAUGGAGCGCGCGGCCGGCGGCGGCACGGUCCUGGGCGGCAGCUAUGAGAAGGGCAACUGGGACCCCAACCCGGACCCGAACCUGGCGCUGCGCAUCAUGACGCGUGUCGUCGAGCUGUACCCCGAGAUCGCAGGCGGCAAGGGCGUCGCGGGCCUGGACGUGAUCCGGCACGGCGUCGGUCUGAGGCCGUACAGGGAGGGAGGGGUUCGGGUCGAGACCGAGGUGUUGGACGGCAUGGACUGCCCUGUCAUUCACAACUACGGCCACGCGGGCUGGGGCUAUCAGGGGUCCUACGGGUGUGCUGAGCGGGUCGUGGAGCUUGCGGAUGAGGUUUUUGCGCGUGGCGCUGGUCUCAAAGCGAAGCUGUGAGGGGAUGGUGUUGCGAUCAAUGAAUAUCACUUAGGACAGAGUGAAUGGUGGCAAGGCAUGAUUCCAGCGAUAAAGGGGAGAAGAUGGGGAGGGAAUAAAUGCACCGAGCUUAGACCCUAACCCUGUU
Gaeumannomyces tritici R3-111a-1 is the source of this 1432-nucleotide messenger RNA. RefSeq names its product D-amino-acid oxidase. The transcript is spliced from 4 exons. Gene Ontology annotation, molecular function: D-amino-acid oxidase activity; FAD binding. Bases 196 to 1305 code for a protein of 369 amino acids. The record is from RefSeq and is a predicted model, not a curated record. NCBI's taxonomy places the organism in Eukaryota, Fungi, Ascomycota, Sordariomycetes, Magnaporthales, Magnaporthaceae.